This is a messenger RNA of Neocloeon triangulifer, 1596 nucleotides long. RefSeq names its product cytochrome b-c1 complex subunit 2, mitochondrial (gene UQCR-C2). Bases 93 to 1436 code for a protein of 447 amino acids. Gene Ontology annotation, molecular function: metal ion binding. The transcript has 8 exons. The record is from RefSeq and is a predicted model, not a curated record. NCBI's taxonomy places the organism in Eukaryota, Metazoa, Arthropoda, Insecta, Ephemeroptera, Baetidae. Gene Ontology annotation, cellular component: mitochondrion.
GUUCCUUUUCGCUUCGAAAAAGUGUGAUCUUCGGACAUAUUGGAGGUCGACACUCUGGUCGAAAAAGGUUGAAUUUCUCGUUGCUUGCACCGAUGGCUUCGAAAACGCCUCUGCUGCGAGCAAUCGCGCAACGGCACUAUGCUGCUGGACAAGCAGCUGCCAAGCCUCUGCAGUCGGCGGCCUCGCAGGACGUCAAGUCCACUGUCUUGCCCAACAAGCUCAUCGUUACUUCUGUAGACAACAAUUCGCCUCUCUCCAGAGUGUCAAUCUUCUUCCGAGCCGGUUCUCGGUACGAGACUGCUGAGAACUUGGGAGCAGCCCACUUUUUGAGGAUCAUCGCUGGUUUGACCACGAAGGGUGCAAGCCACUUUUCCAUCACAAGGAACCUGCAGCAAUAUGGUGCCAACCUCACGUGCCAGGUUGGCCGAGAGCAUAUUUCCUACACACUGGAGGCCACCAACGAUUCCAUCGAGCCCACCGUGCAGUACUUAUUGGAAAUCGCCUCUAAGCAGGCCUUCAAGCCCUGGGAACUUGCAGAUGCCGUGCCCAGACUAAAAUACGAACUUGCUGGACUCUCUGCACCUGCUCGUGGAAUUGACCUUCUGCACAAGGCCGCCUACCGCACCGGUCUUGGCAACAGCCUGUAUGUCGCCAGUCACAACGUUGGCAAAAUUAGCUCCGAGACAUUGCAGCACUACGUAAACCAGACCUUCACCACCACCAGGGGCGCCGUGGUUGGUAUUGGUGUUGGCCAGGACUUGUUGGUGCCAGCAGCCCAGUCUCUGGCUCUCGACUCCAACAACGGACCUGCUGCCUCCAAACCCACUUUCAACGCCGGUGAAAUCAGACAGGAGGGUGGUUCGAGUUCGGCCUUCAUUGCCAUCGCCACCGAAGGAGCCAGCGUUUCCAACGCCAAGGAUGCUAUUGUUUACGCUCUCCUGCACCGGGUUGCCGGUGCUGGUCCUUCAGUCAAAUGGAGCAAUGGUGCCUCAACCUCCCCUAUCGCCAAGGCCGCUUGUGCUGCUGCUGAAAAUGAAAUUGUCGCUGCCUCUGGAUUCAAUGUCAGCUACUCUGACAGUGGUCUCUUUGGUGCUGUGGUCGCAGCCCCUGGCAAUGUUGCCGGAAAGGCUCUUGAAGCUGUUGUCCGCAGUCUUAAGUCUCUGUCCGUGUCGGACGCUGACGUGAAGCGCGCCAAAGCCCAGCUGAAGGCCCAGAUUUUGCAGGAAAGUGAGACCGGCAGUGGUCUUUCUGAGUCCAUUGGCCUUGAGGCUGUCCUCAGAGGGUCUGUUGCUUCUGCCUCCCAAGUAGUUUCCCUUGUCGAUGGAGUUUCCACAAGCGACGUUGCUGCUGCUGCCAAGAAGGUUGCCGGUGGCAAGUUUGCCCUGGCUGCUUUGGGCAACAUUAGCGGAGUCCCCUAUCUCGACCAACUGAAGUAAAUUGAAGGCAUUUCCCCCUUAAAACACAGAUAUAGAUUGCAACAAAAGAAAUCAUCAUUCUGUCUGUCGUAGGUGAUGUUUGGUCUUCAGAAAAAUUCAGACAUUCACAAACUGCUGUAAAUUAUUUACUGUUAACGAUUAAUAAAUGACAAACACUGUU